AUGUCGAACCGUCAAAUGGCUCGCGACAUGAACGUCGAGUUCCAGGCCCGCUUCCAAGCGAAGCAAGCCCGUCGCGAAGCCCAAAAGGCGGCCAAACAGGACCCAGUUCUCAAGAAACAGAUUCAAGAACUCCUCAAAAAGGGCGAGACGCAGAAGGCCUACCAGAAGGCCAAGAUGUUGCUCAGCAAGCAGGCGCUUGCUAGCCAGAUGGACCAGAUCGCCGACAUGGCAGAGCUGAACGCCAGCCAGAUCCAAGCGAACAACGCCAUGAACAAGAUGACGCACAUGAUGGGUCAGAGUUCGAAGGUGAUGAAUGUGGCGCAGAAGAAUGCCAACCCGGAAAAGACUCUCCUCACUCUUGAGCAGUUCAAGAACCAGAACGAGGAGUACGCCAUGAGCAACAACAUCUACUCGGACGCCAUGACGCAGUCCACCUCGGCUCAGGUUCCCGAAGAUGCUGUACAGGAGCUCCUGGGCAAGCUGGCCGACGACGCGGGCUUGGAGCUAAGUAAGGAGCUGAACCAGGCGACUCCCGCGAAUGCAGAGCCAGCCGGCGCGGAACCGACUGCCGAGGAGGAGGAUAAGCUGCAGCAGAGAUUGCGCGCUCUGAGGGCAUAG
Molecule: messenger RNA, 618 nt
Organism: Emericellopsis cladophorae
Lineage: Eukaryota; Fungi; Ascomycota; Sordariomycetes; Hypocreales; Bionectriaceae
Product: charged multivesicular body protein 1
Exons: 2
Coding region: 1-618 (205 amino acids)
Biological process (GO): late endosome to vacuole transport; protein transport; endosome transport via multivesicular body sorting pathway
Cellular component (GO): multivesicular body; ESCRT III complex
Source: RefSeq, a predicted model, not a curated record